GGAUUAUUCUGGAAUAUAUACAAGGCGGUGAGCCAAAGACCAGUUCUAUAGAUCUACUUGAUCUUAGACCUGACACAGAUGCCAUAGCCUUAGUAGACGAAAUUCAAAAAGGAGAACCUCUCAUCACAGCUUCAUGCAAGGAACACGUCAUACAUUUAGUACGAAGAUUGCAAGAGAAGCUAGGGGAAAACAAGGAUCACAAGUUCUAUCUUUUUAAGGUACUUAGAGCACAUGUAUUGCCACUGACUAAUGUAGCAUUUAACAAAUCCGGUUCCCGCUUUAUCACUGGAAGCUAUGAUAGAACCUGCAAAGUGUGGGAUACUGCAUCAGGAGAAGAGAUAUGUACGCUGGAGGGACACAGAAACGUUGUCUAUGCAAUAGCUUUCAAUAAUCCCUAUGGUGACAAGGUUGCCACUGGAUCUUUUGAUAAAACCUGCAAAUUGUGGAGUACGGAAACAGGAAAAUGUUAUCAUACUUUCAGAGGACAUAGUGCAGAAAUAGUAUGUUUAUCAUUUAAUCUUCAGAGCACAUUGGUGGCAACUGGAAGCAUGGAUACCACCGCCAAAUUAUGGGAUAUAGAGAAAGGAGAAGAAAUAGUCACUUUAAGUGGGCACUCAGCAGAAAUUAUUGCGUUGUCUUUCAACACCACUGGAGAUAGGAUUAUCACUGGCUCUUUUGACCAUACAGUAGCAGUGUGGGAUGUUGGCACUGGCAGGUUGUUACAUACUUUAAUAGGUCACCGAGGAGAGAUUAGCAGUGCACAGUUCAACUGGGACUGUUCUCUCAUUGUCACUGGAUCAAUGGACAAAACAUGCAUGCUGUGGAAUGCUAUGACUGGGACACAUAUAGCAACUUUAACAGGUCACACUGAUGAAAUAUUGGAUGUCUGCUUUGAUUAUGCUGGCCAGCGUAUUGCAACUGCCUCUGCUGAUGGAUUGGCAAGAGUCUAUAAUGCAGAAACAAAAAAGUGCAUUGCAAAGCUAGAAGGGCAUGGAGGUGAAAUUUCUAAGGUAUGUUUCAACCCUAAAGGCAAUCGUAUACUAACAGCCAGCUCUGAUAAAACAGCUCGACUCUGGGAUGCUGCUACUGGACACUGCCUUCAGAUAUUAGAGGGUCACACUGAUGAGAUAUUCUCCUGUGCUUUCAAUUACAAAGGUGAUAUAAUCAUUACAGGGAGCAAGGAUAACUCCUGUAGAAUAUGGCACUGA
Molecule: messenger RNA, 1208 nt
Organism: Cariama cristata (Red-legged seriema)
Lineage: Eukaryota; Metazoa; Chordata; Aves; Cariamiformes; Cariamidae
Gene: DAW1
Product: dynein assembly factor with WDR repeat domains 1
Exons: 12
Molecular function (GO): protein binding
Source: RefSeq, a predicted model, not a curated record